CGUGGACUAAGCUUUGACUCGCUGUACCUGGGGUAGCUGUCCGUGUCGUUGAAUUAUCCGUCCUUCUCGAAGCUAUCGCGAGCCUAUCCUAUUCCACCCUUCCCUCGCAAGCUCGCUGCUGUCUUGUAUUUCCACCCACAUGGCUGCGCUUCCGGGCUGCGAAUUUGAGUUAACCUCCGAUGGGAGCUAAUGCCGUAGGUAAUCGCUAAUUUCACCUACUUUCUCACGCUCCAACGAAAAAGGCCGUUCCCUGCUUGCGAUACGAACAGUCCUACCAGCGGACCACCUUGGUCGUAUUCGACUUACUAUUACACUAUCGACCCCGAAACGUCCCACCUUCGAAGACAGGAAACCCUCAGCCAGGAUCGCCGAGCGACCCCGAGAGCACCAUGUCCGACGUUGACAGCGGCCAGAUUGGCCAUGCACUCGUCGAGUUCUCUCUGCACGGAUUCUUCCCCGAAGAAGAUGUGUCCUCUCGCCGCAUUUCCGUGAACGACCUUGCGCCAGCCCUCGAAUUGUUAGCCUCGGCAAAAUCCAAGCUCGAGUCAGACAUCCACAAGAUCAACCAAGAGACCGCUCCGGACGUGAGUCAAUGGGUAGCCAAUGCGAAAUCCCUCGAGGGUGAUAUUAGCAGGUCGCGCAGUUGGGCGAACGACAUCGUGCGGAGAUCACAGGCCCCGGAUGUAUCAGGCCAGGCAAUACAGGAAGCAGAAGACAAGGCCGAGUUUCUCCGGCGAGAGGUCGAAUACAACCAGCGACUCCGCCAUGCAUUAAAGGACAUCAAACAUGUGAACGAGCUUCUGGACCGUGUCGAGCGGUCGCGGGAUGAGCGGAGGAUAUUGGACUCCCUCCGCCUCCUAGAACAAUCCCAGACUGCUUUGGACGCAAUCCCUAUCAGCAAGUCCUGUCGUGUGAUGAAACUGCUCGACUUGAGGGUUUUUGAGUUGAAGUCCGCCGUACACGACGUCUUCGACCACGUCUGGAAUUCCCUUCUCCGUGUCGACACUGCGAAUAGCAUAGUUACCGUGUUCGAGCGCCACGAAAACGAGCAGAUGAACGUUGGCGAUGCCGUGGCAGGCCUGACAGCAUACAAGGAAGCCGACCAGAGAAUGGGCUUAUUCUGGCAGGACCUCGAUACUGCUAUUCUUGGUCCCCGGACGAAUAUCGGGGCACAUGAACUACCGAGAAUACAACGGGAAAAUUCCUCUCUCACCCUGGCCGGAGGUGCGGAUAAAAGCGUCGCUGCUCUAUUUUCCGACCUCGAUGUGGUAAUGACAUACCUGUCAGAACGCUUACCAGAAGAGCUCGUCAAUUCACUAUCCGCUGCGAUGAUGCCCGAUCUGAUGCCACGGAUCAUAGGCACAUGGCUAGACACUACAGUUCCUGCAUCCCUCAAAGAAAUGGACGGGUUUCAGCAAGUCAUAGACACCGUGAAGCAUUUCUGCGACCGACUACAUGACUUGAAAUUUUCCGGGUUCCACGAGUUACAAGAAUGGGUCGACGAUGUGCCGAAAGUAUGGCUAACUAAAUGUAGGGAGACAGCGCUGGAUUCCAUCCGCACAAAACUAGCACUGGGCCUGGGCGAGACGAAGGAGGUAGAACGUGUCGAGACGCAGGCGGUUUCUAAAUCCGAGGGCAAGGAACUGGCUACCAACGGUACCGUUUCCGCAGGGAAUGGCUUGGACGUGAGCACAGAGGGAAAUGAUGAUGAUGAUGGAACUGACGCAUGGGGUUGGGGGGACGACGAGGCGGCCGACGACCAACCCAAAACUCCUGUCCAGCAGAAGCCGACAGACCUACCAGACGAAGAUGACCCUAUGGAGGCGUGGGGGUGGGGAGAAGAAGACACGGCGGAGACGACCGCCGAGGAACCAGCAACGAAUGCCACCUCUUCGACGGCCCAAACUCGCGAGUUAACUUUGAAGGAGACGUACCACAUCUCUUCUCUACCAGAUCCUGUUAUAGAAUUCAUAUCUGCGGUGCUGGAAGAUGCUGCCUCACUUGUAGGAAACGAAGGCCACCCGAUGGGGACGGCGGCCGCCGGCCUCUUUUCGCUCCCGACCCUCGCCCUAGCGAUGUUCCGCGCCGUGUCGCCUUACUACUAUUCUCUAACGCAGGGUGGUAAUAUGUUCCUAUACAACGACGCCUCCUACCUGUCGGAGCGGCUCUCUGACCUCGUCCAACGCUGGAAGGCCCGUGAAGACCUGGCGCCGCGGGCGAUGGCGAUGCUCCGGCUCGACAACGACAUCCAGGCGCUGCAAUCGUUCGCGGCGCGGGCGUACGGGUCCGAGAUGGCGACGCAGCGGACGGUGGUGCGGGACCUGCUCGGCAGCUCACAGAACCUGGUGCAGCGGCCGGAGGGGCUCGGGGCGGCGUCGGACGCGGAGGCGCAGGUCGACGGCGCGACGGCGCACGUGCGCGCGACGGCGGCGACGUGGUCGGGGAUCCUGUCGGCGUCGGCGUGGAAGCAGGCGGUGGGGGCGCUCGUCGACGCGAUCGCGGGCAAGAUAGUGGCCGACGUCAUGGACCUGUCGGGUAUCGGCCAGGACGAGGCGUACGACAUCGCGAGCCUGAUCGCGCGCGUGACGGAGCUCGACGACCUAUUCCUCCCCGCGGCGGCGGCCGGAUCGCCGUCGCAAGGCGUCCCGACCACGGCCGAGUACGCGCCGAGCUGGCUGCGCCUCAAGUAUCUCAGCGAGGUGCUGCAGAGUAACCUCCAGGACGUGCGCUACCUGUGGCUGGAGAGCGAGCUCAGCCUCUACUUCGCCGUCGGCGAGGUCGUCGACCUGAUCCGCCUCAGCUUCGUCGAGAACGCGCGCACGCGCGAGGUCGUCCGGGAGAUCCGGGCGAACCCGCACCCGCUCGGCGAUCGACGAUGAGAGGGAGAGAGGGAUUUGAGGGAAGAUGCAAAAGGGAGUGAGGGAGCGGAGAGGAUGUGUAGCUUAGAUGAGUGGAGUGGUUUGUUUAAUGAUGAAUGGCAUGCCAUCUCGCGCCAGCUUGGCGGUAUAUCGACUUGCCCGCCUCGUUACUCGUCAUAGUAAUCCUCGACAUUAUCUACGCAUCGGCCCGUAGCUAUACAUUAUGAAGGGGCGCACUCGACCCUGUACGUAGACCUCGUGAGUAGCAACGAAGCAUCCACUUGUCGGUCGCUGAGAGGUUAGACACAUGCAUUCAGGUGUGUGUGUGCAUAUUAAAGAGUAGCGAUUUCAGCCCGCCUCCCUACCGUACCCCUCCGUCUCUCCCUCCCUGUCUCCCUCCCAGCCUCUCUCUCUCUCUCUCUCUCUUUCUUUCUAUCAUACACGUCUCCGCCCCCCCUCCCCUUUCCCCCCAGCCCAUCUCCCCA
Durotheca rogersii is the source of this 3343-nucleotide messenger RNA. RefSeq lists its product as uncharacterized. Gene Ontology annotation, biological process: endoplasmic reticulum to Golgi vesicle-mediated transport; mitotic spindle assembly checkpoint signaling. The transcript has 7 exons. The record is from RefSeq and is a predicted model, not a curated record. The coding region runs from base 390 to 2879 and encodes 829 amino acids. Gene Ontology annotation, cellular component: RZZ complex. NCBI's taxonomy places the organism in Eukaryota, Fungi, Ascomycota, Sordariomycetes, Xylariales, Xylariaceae.